This is a messenger RNA of Patiria miniata (bat star), 1669 nucleotides long. RefSeq lists its product as uncharacterized. The transcript is spliced from 2 exons. NCBI's taxonomy places the organism in Eukaryota, Metazoa, Echinodermata, Asteroidea, Valvatida, Asterinidae. The record is from RefSeq and is a predicted model, not a curated record. The coding region runs from base 130 to 963 and encodes 277 amino acids.
GGCAAUGACAACGCAAUUGUUGGCAAUAGUUAUGUACAUGUACCUGAAAAGGGCAUAGACACUUUCACUGAAGGUGAUUUAGAUAACCUGUUGUGCGAUACUGGCAACCAGGAUGACUUGCUGACCGAAAUGGCGGCCUUAAUUGAGGGUGACGAAAAAGAAAGUUCAGCCCUAAAUGACCAAUUGGCUAAAACAGUAAAUGCACUUGCUCAAGGCAAGAUAAAGCCAGAAAAACUAGAAGAAAAAUUGGGCAAAUACAACAAACCAAGCAACUGCGGUAAUCUUUGCCUAACUAGAGUGAACCCUGAGAUAUGGUCAAUCCUAAAACCCACAACACGUGCAAGGGAUGUUAAAUUCCAAAAGGUGCAAAGCUCUUUUGUACGGGCAUCAAUAGCCAUCGCAAUGGCCACUGAUCAAAUGCUAAAAGCCAGAAAUAACAAUGAGACUAUUGAUACAGCUCAGCUUAUUAGAAUGCUGGUUGACGCAAUUGCCAUACUUGGCUCGGGCAACGCCCAACUCAACUUGCGCAGAAGAGACAGUAUCCGACCUGAUCUCAACCAAAAAUAUGCGGCCUUGUGCUCAUCGCAAGUCCCGUGCACUAGUCUCCUUUUCGGGGAUGACUUAGUUCAGUCAUGCAAAACUAUAGUGGAGACAAACAAAAUAAGUUCACAGAUGUUUGUAAAUGACCCCAAACGUCGUAAUACUAGACAGUUUUCAGGCCGUGGAUCAUCCCACCGUGCGGGGGACUUUCGCUCACGGGGUUUCCCGAAACAGCAUUACGGCAGCCACCAGAGGGCACCUUAUUACCCGAGAGGCCGAGGCUACUAUCGUCGAGCACAGAGUCAGGGCCAGGGUUAUUACCGUUCCGGCGGCAGCAGCGGUCAUGGCAGUGGCAAUUACCACCAAACCCCAAGCCAAUCCACCAGCACCGGGGCCUCGACAGCCAAGAAAACGGUGACCUAGCGGCACCAUUACAGUUGGUAAGGUAUUGCAGAAAAUCGAGGUAGACGGAGCCAUGGGAAUACUUAUAUUCCCAUUAUGGCAAACCCAACAUUGGUUUCCCAGAAUGCUGCGCCUGUUGAUAGCUACGCCAGUAACACUACCAAAGACAUACGGGUUGUUGAGACUACCACACGAUCCACACAGUCGCCAUCCACUAGAGGGCCGAAUGACAAUGUGUGCUUCACUCUUAUCCAGCAGUCGCUCCGAUCAAGAGGAUUUUCGAAGGAAACUAUUGACAUUAUCCUCCAAUCAUGGAGACCGAGUACCAAGAAGCAAUAUGCAUCAUCCAUCGAAAAAUGGCUACGUUUCUGCACUAAACGGGCUGUCGAUCCAGUUCAUGCGACUGUAACCGUGGCAAUGGAGUUUCUCACCAAGUUAGUUCACUCUGGGGCAAAAUACAGCACUGUUAAUACAGCACGGUGUGCAUUGUCAUCACUGCUUUGGUCAACGUCUGACAAUAAAACAAAGUUUGGUAGCCAUCCUUUGGUUAUUCGUUUUAUGCGAGGACUAUUUAAUUUAAAACCUCAGUACCCUCGUUAUUCACAUACAUGGGAUGUUGGUAUUUUACUUCGAUAUGUUAGUAAGAUGGAACCAUUACAGUCUAUUGCAUUGAAACAAUUGACUUACAAACUGAUUUGCUUAUGUGCACUUACCACUGCACAGCGGG